Prunus persica (peach) is the source of this 725-nucleotide messenger RNA. Its product is annotated as poly [ADP-ribose] polymerase 3-like. NCBI's taxonomy places the organism in Eukaryota, Viridiplantae, Streptophyta, Magnoliopsida, Rosales, Rosaceae. The transcript has 6 exons. The record is from RefSeq and is a predicted model, not a curated record. The coding region runs from base 1 to 711 and encodes 236 amino acids.
AUGAUAUUUCUCUACGCCUUGUUGCAGUUGCCUACUUAUCCUGCUGCAAUGUUUCUUCGUGAUAGUGAUGGAGAGGAGAUGAGUCUUGUAAUGUAUUUCAAAGUUUCUGAGAAUUUUGAUAAAGACAUCUCUCCUCAAUUCCAAGACAGCAUCAAGGUGAAUCGACAUGCCGUGAUUGACAAACUUGACCUCUAUAAAGAAGACAUAGCUGUUAGAUUUAAGGAAUUUCAAGCAGCAGUCAAGACAACACUAUCAACGGAACAAAUACGUAAAUUUUUAGAAGCUAAUGGCCAAGACUUAUCUGGCUCUAAUGAUGCUCUUCUCCAAAGAUGCCAGGACUUGUUGUUCUAUGGACCAUUAGGGAAAUGCCCAAUUUGCAAUGGCAAUAAUUUGGAGUUCACUGGAUAUUUUUGUGAGUGUGGCACUUGCAUCUAUCGCUCAAGGUAUCCACCAAGGAAAAGAGGGCCCAUCAAGUACCCUAUUAGCAUCAUCAAGCAAAUCAACCCUCAUUUGAACCCUCGUUUCGACCCUCCUUAUGUGGAAGAUCAAGGGUUCUUCGGCCGUUUAUGGCCUGAAUUUAUUCCCCAACACGAUCCAUAUCGCCCGGCGGGUAACCGAGUGGAAAUGACACUAACUACAUAUCAAGACGAGGUGGAGAUCAAUGGCCGGAGGAUGAAGAAGAGAACUUUUUGGAUCUAUGUAAUGAUGUAAGGGGCGACUUUUCU